This is a messenger RNA of Hevea brasiliensis (rubber tree), 1514 nucleotides long. RefSeq names its product syntaxin-121. Bases 259 to 1170 code for a protein of 303 amino acids. Gene Ontology annotation, biological process: exocytosis; intracellular protein transport; vesicle fusion. Gene Ontology annotation, molecular function: SNAP receptor activity; SNARE binding. Gene Ontology annotation, cellular component: SNARE complex; plasma membrane; endomembrane system. Lineage: Eukaryota; Viridiplantae; Streptophyta; Magnoliopsida; Malpighiales; Euphorbiaceae. The transcript is spliced from 2 exons. The record is from RefSeq and is a predicted model, not a curated record.
UCUUGAUUUUCCGGUACCCAUGAAAUUUCCAUCUCCUACUCGUCACUCAAUUGACUUAUCAAACAAUCUCUAAGAAUACUAGAAUUGUUGAAGCUGGCAUUUGACCAAUCCCACCUUCCUCAUCCUUAGUAGCCAGCCAUCCAAGAAAGUCCCAUCCAAUCUCUGCCCCUUAUAAUCUCCUCCUGUUUCUUGAAGUCUAUCAGAAAAAAAAAAGAAAACAGAGGAAUCCGUCAGACAAGAAAACGAGGGUAAGGAAAGAUGAAUGACUUGUUUUCAGGGUCUUUCUCUCAAUUCCGCAGUGGGGAAGCCUCCCCUGAUCACCAUGUAAUCCAGAUGUCGGAGACGCCGUCUACCGAUGGCGUCAACCUUGAUAAGUUCUUUGAGGAUGUUGAGUCUGUUAAAGACGAGCUGAAGGCAUUGGAAAAGCUGAAUGAUAGUCUCCAAUCUGCUCACGAGCAGAGCAAGACUCUACACAACGCCAAGGCCGUCAAGGACUUGCGGUCGCGGAUGGAUGCUGAUGUUGCUCAAGCGUUGAAGAAAGCUAAGCUCAUCAAGGUCCGGCUUGAGGCGCUGGACAGUUCCAACGCCGCUAGUCGAAGUCUGCCUGGGUGUGGACCAGGGUCUUCGUCCGAUCGGACCAGGACUUCUGUGGUUAACGGGUUGAGGAAGAAGCUGAAGGAUUCGAUGGAGAGUUUCAAUAGACUGAGAGAGAAGAUAUCAUCAGAGUACAGAGAGACUGUACAGAGAAGAUAUUUUACUGUGACCGGCGAGAAUCCCGAUGAAAAGACACUCGAUCGCUUGAUUUCGACAGGUGAGAGUGAGACUUUUCUCCAGAAGGCAAUCCAAGAACAGGGCAGGGGAAGGAUUUUGGAUACCAUAAAUGAGAUACAGGAGAGGCACGACGCUGUGAAGGACAUGGAGAAAAAUCUAAAGGAGUUGCACCAAGUGUUCUUGGACAUGGCAGUAUUGGUGCAAGCUCAAGGUGAGCAAUUGGAUGACAUUGAGAGCAAUAUGCAGAGAGCAAGCUCCUUCGUCCGCGGAGGAACUCAGCAGUUGCAAACAGCGAGAGCUUAUCAGAAGAACACCAGGAAAUGGACUUGCUACGCUAUCAUUCUUUUGCUGGUCAUCAUCUUGUUUGUGGUGUUGUUCACCGUGAGACCAUGGGAAUAGCGAGCCGGGAACUCAUCAGCCAGCCCCUGCUCAGAAUUAAGCACCACCACCACCCCCAUAGGCGUAGGAAUUGAUGGGUUUGUUACUUUAUACAUGGUGAUCAUAUGCAUAUGUGUUCUAUAAUUUUUUUUGUUGGGGGGAUAUUCGUUAGUUUGAAACUUGAGUAUUGGUUUUGUUGAUUAUUUGAUUUAUGUUAUUUUCUUUACCUUUUUCAAAAAAAAAAAAACUUUUCUGGAGCUGAAUUUUGAUGGGAAAUGUUGAUAGAUGGGAAGUGGAAUACAUGCAUAGUGUAGCACAAAUGAAUUAUAGCAGUGGAAUUGAUAUUUGAGAUGAGAUUAGAAGCU